CCUAGAGGGUUAGAUGAGUGACGUCACAAGAGACAGAGUGCUUCAUGUAGGUUUUAAUAACUUGUAUCUGCUUGAAAGCAAAUGUUUCCAUAACUGCCUCUUGGCUUCUCUAGUGACGAAGCUCUACUGUAAUUUGAGAACGGAUACCUCUUCUAAGACAUAUCAUCAGCCAAAAAACGAAAAAGGCUGUGCAUUAGCAGUCCAGAUGUUGAAAAGAGUGUAGUAGCAUGCAGCCCUGAAAGGAGACCAAGCUCUCCCACCGCAGACUUGCUGCAUCCCUCCUCCUGCUUUCUAAACUAGGAACAAGAAGCUGUUAUAUUUACAUAAGAUAAUUUUUCUGUCUCUCACACGGGCUGGAGCAAAAGACUAUUCUGUGCAGAACGGAUAAAGGCUACUUCCACUUCAACCAGUGCACAAGAAUCUGAAUACCCAAGAAGGAUUUUUUUUUUUUAAAUUUAUGAUCAAACUGUCAUCACUCUGAAAAAUAUAGACUGAGGGAUCCGAAAGGAAUUGUGCGCUUGUUCUUGUUCAAUAUCUGGGAAUUAUCAUAGCAGACGCCACCCUCCCAGCACCCUUGGUGUCACUACACAUCAUUGCUCUCUAAAAUGAAAGGACUUCAUUUUCUGUGGAUUGGUGUUUUGUGCAACCUGUGUCAUGGAUAUUACACUGGACCUCUCCAUCCAGAAAUGUCCAAUGGAACCCUGCACCAUUAUUUUGUUCCUGAUGGGGAUUAUGAAGAGAAUGAUGAUCCUGAGAAAUGCCAAAUGCUGUUCAAAGUAAGAGACGAUCGCCCUUGCAUUUAUGAAGAUUCCCUCUCCUUGAAGGAUGAAUUCAUCAUUACUAAAAGGCAGAUCGAGGAUGCCGAAAGGGUCCUCCAAAGCAUCGGGAAAAGUAUAUCCUACGACCUUGAUGGAGAAGAGAGCUAUGGCAAGUACCUGGGGAGGGAAUCGUCCCAGAUUAGCGAAUCUUUCUCCAGUUCAGACAAGUCCCUGACAGAACUGGAAGUCAAAUUCAAGCAGAGUCAGGAGAAUGAGAAGAACGAAGCCAAGAGUAUCAAUGAUGACUUUGUGGACAUGAUGAUCCACACAAGGGGUGUACUCAAGGAAACCUUGGAUAUUUCCAUGGGACUAAGAGACAAGCAUGAUCUGCUUUCUUUGACCAUUAGAAGUCACGGGGCUAGACUUAGCAGGCUGAAAAACAUGUACCUAAAGGUUUGAAACCUAUCUGUUGUUAGUGACGCCUGUCUAAUUUAUGCAGUUGUUCAUUAUAGAUGGCCAGGUACAUCUGCAACUCCCCUUUAACAUGACUGUACACUUAAACCAUCUAUACAAAUGUCAUUCAUAAGGUAAUUUCUCCUAAACAACUUAAAAUGUUGCCCGUCUCCUUAAAAUUAACUUUCAAUGAUGUACAUAUUCUAAGAAUUUGGGCUGUUGAUCGUUAUUUUUACUCAUCAUUUAUAUUUUUUCUUCUGCAGCCCUCUGGUUUUGAAUUGAAAUUGCUAGCCGGUUGCUAUGCUCACUAAUGUUGGCAAGAUGUACAAGAAAGGUCUUGAGUGGAAAGAUAAGCUAUAAAAUUCUAUCAACAAUAAAACUCACACCUCAUGACCAGUCAUGGUCAGAUUAAUGCCAUGGAUUAUUAUUUUAAAAACUAAGGAUAGGAAGGGACAAAGACCAGUUGCAAAGCUGCUUAGAAUUGGUCAGCUAAGAUGAUACCAAAACUUUUUCCUGGAAAAAUAUUUUUUAAAAAAGAAUUAAAAUAACGCAGUAUUUUCAGCAGCAGCAGCAAUAUAAAUUCUAAAAUGUAUAAAUUCUAAAAAAAAAAAUAAUAAUAAUACAAACGCUUUGUCACUAAUUUGUCAAGAGCAAAGUAGUUAACGUAUCACGUGCCAGACUGUGCACGAUGAGACAAUAUUUUUGGGACUUUUAUAGCCCCCCAAAGAAUUUGUUGCUUUACAUAAGGGGAGUAAAACGUUUUGUAAAUAAGGCAAUUUUUUUUUUAAUAUUAUUUAAAUAAUUUCUAUGUCAACAUUUUGGUUGAUACCUACAGAAGUGUAAUUGCUUUCACAGUCUGGUAAUGAGAGGCAAGCUCUGUAGGUACUCGGUCAAGAAGAACCUCUUUUUUACCAUUAUCAUCUAUAAAGGUUCUAUGCCAAUAUGUUUAUUUAUUGUAUAUUGUGUCUGUGUCAGUCUAUGUGCAUUGUUACAUUGCAUCAUUGUGCCAUGUCAAAGUGUUCAUGCUGUCGCUCAACCUCUGUUUAUAUAAAGUAAAACCCUUUUACAA
This is a messenger RNA of Xenopus laevis (African clawed frog), 2280 nucleotides long. It is a transcript of the gene fibin.S, whose product is annotated as fin bud initiation factor homolog S homeolog. Lineage: Eukaryota; Metazoa; Chordata; Amphibia; Anura; Pipidae. The record is from RefSeq and is a predicted model, not a curated record. The transcript has a single exon. The coding region runs from base 606 to 1217 and encodes 203 amino acids. Gene Ontology annotation, cellular component: endoplasmic reticulum; extracellular region; Golgi apparatus.